This is a messenger RNA of Neospora caninum, 1116 nucleotides long. RefSeq lists its product as hypothetical. The record is from RefSeq and is a predicted model, not a curated record. Lineage: Eukaryota; Apicomplexa; Conoidasida; Eucoccidiorida; Sarcocystidae. Bases 1 to 1116 code for a protein of 371 amino acids. The transcript has a single exon.
AUGAUGUAUCCUCUGAUCUAUUACCCGAUUCUUGCUGCGGUUGCCAUCGGUUUUGUCUGCCGAGUGCUUGCGACAGAACAAGUCCACGCAGCUGACGCCGAAAUAGCUUCCGCAGGUAUUCCAGUUCCAGCAGGAUCAAGCGCUGUGGAUCUUCGCAUGGAGAAACAGCCAUCAGCAGCAGGGAAGCAAGCUGAUUCAGCUCUAGUAGCGAGUACCCGUGUACCACUGGAGGUCGACUACGAGGAUGCGACACCACCACGGGGACUCGCACGGAGAACGUUGAGAUAUCGAAAGCCUAGGGUAAAGACCUCCAAUUCGAGACGCCGGCAGUUGAUGCGUAAAAUCGGCAUGGCUGUACUUGCCAUUGUGGGGGCGGCAAUGAUCGUGAAAGCUGCCUAUUCGAGGCGUCAGAAUAAGUUGCGUGCACAUGCCUUUAGCUACAUUUAUGGUCGUGCUGGUGUGGCAGAGAGAGCAGCCCUUGGACUUGAGGAGCAGAGGCGAGAAGUGAGGGAGCUCCUUGGCCGUGUCCGGGUUGCACAACGUGCCGCCGUGAGUACUGAUGAACGACAGGAGUUAACAGAGACUCGGCAAGCUUUGGAGAAGUUUGAUGCGCUGCUGGCAAUGCAGGCGCGAGCAUCACAACGGGAGCUUGCUGACUUUGUUACCGCAAUAGGUAUUCUUCACCCACAAGUUAGACACCUGCCCCGUAGUUUGUGGGGUACAAAUGCAGCUCUUCAAGCGUUUGAGGCAGGGCGCCUAGAUGAAGGGAGAAGGUUCUGGAAUCGUCUCCACCCCCACGAGGAGGCAGUCCGAAGCAGCGCGUUACCUGGUGUCGUCAGCCUGGAGCAGGAAAUCGAGGAAGCUCGCAGACGAGACCUACCUACAUUACCUUCGCUUUAUCAGCAGAUGGAAGAAGCCAGAGGUAGGCAGGUAACGUCCACUCUGGACGAGCAGAUCACCGCGCUGAACCGCCAGGUUCCAAAUUUUGUGGGAGUCGAUCCAGACUACGCCGAACAACAUCUGCUUCACUUCACGCCUUCUCGCUCCGAACCCGGCUACGUUAGAAUGGCAGCCGACGUAAUGCGACAAGCAAUGCAGGUGAAGACAGGCACGUGA